This is a messenger RNA of Amorphotheca resinae ATCC 22711, 959 nucleotides long. RefSeq lists its product as hypothetical. The record is from RefSeq and is a predicted model, not a curated record. Gene Ontology annotation, molecular function: hydrolase activity. The transcript is spliced from 3 exons. Lineage: Eukaryota; Fungi; Ascomycota; Leotiomycetes; Helotiales; Amorphothecaceae. Bases 1 to 813 code for a protein of 270 amino acids.
AUGUCUACUAGCGUUGGCACGAGCGACUGCUGUCUCUCAAGCAAGGUCCACAAAGCCACACCAACAGGAAGCAUCGAGACGGUCGGUAGUCUUCAAACAUAUAUCGCCGCGCCUAACGAUGGCUCCAAAGCCAAAUCAGUUGUCUUUAUCCCAGACGUCUUUGGUUGGGAACUCCCUAACAUCCGUCUACUCGCAGACGACUACGCCAAAGCCGGAUUAUACUGCUACAUCCCCGAUAUCCACCACGGCGAUUCGCUCCCCAUCGAAUUUCUCUCUUCCAUGGAACCUCCCCUCAAGACCCGCGACCAACUCAGCCUAAUCGACAAGACCAAGAACACUGCUACAGUCAGCACAACCCUACCUCCCUGGCUCGUCAAGCAUCGCCAAUCCGUAAGCAAACCCAUCAUCGACUCCUUCAUCUCCACCGUGCGCGCCAUCCCCGGAACGCAGAAGGUCGGCACCGUUGGAUUUUCCUGGGGCGGAAGAUACGCCAUCCUCGCAGCGUACGGCGACGUUGACGCCGCCUACGCGUGCCAUCCCUCGCCGCUCAACGUCCCUGAAGAUCUCCGUCCCGUGUCCAAACCACUCAGUCUAGCACUGGGUGAUAAAGAUAGCUUUCUGGACAGGAACGCGAUGGGUCAGAUUCAGGAUGCGUUGGCGGUCAAGACGGAUGUCCCGCAUGAGUUGAGGAUCUAUGAGGAUCAGAUUCAUGGGUUUACGUUGCGUGAUGAUUGGAGUGGGGAUAAGGAUCGGAAGGCUAUGGAUGAGGCGGAGAUGCAGGGCAUUGAGUGGUUUUGUAGAUAUCUCUCUUAGACUAUUUCAUCGGAUGGAGAAUCGGGACACUGGUUUGGAUUCAAAAGUUCGUUGUAGAUGGUUUAUAUAUGCAGGAUUGUUGACGGAGACUUUUGGUAGAGCUUGCUGUGACCAUAUAUCUCUAUAUCUCUUUUUUCUUCAAAUGG